Molecule: messenger RNA, 4354 nt
Organism: Dicentrarchus labrax (European seabass)
Lineage: Eukaryota; Metazoa; Chordata; Actinopteri; Moronidae
Gene: adamtsl2
Product: ADAMTS-like 2
Exons: 19
Coding region: 281-3121 (946 amino acids)
Biological process (GO): extracellular matrix organization
Cellular component (GO): extracellular matrix
Source: RefSeq, a predicted model, not a curated record
AGCACACCUUACCUCCCUCCCUCCCUUCCUCUCUUUCUUCCUACCUCUGUCUGUCUCUCCCUCUUCACUCCACAGCGACAGCAGCACUCACUAACACACCACAACACACCACCGCUGUCGCUGGCACGCUAACACACACACACACACACACACACACACACACACACACACACACACACACACACACACACACACACACACACACACACACACACACACUGAGCGGCAUCCUCAACACAGACAGAGACGCCCUUGGACUGCUGCAGGCGAGGUGAGUGGGAUGAGGUUGUGGUCAUGGGAACAGUGCGGGGAGACGGGCGUGGUCCUGUUGGGCUUCCUGACGCUGGCAGUGUCUGUGGGGAACCUGUCCACCAGGGGGCUGCAGGAGGACAGCGUGGCAUCCAACAGUCUGGAGGAGGAGCUGGAGGUGACCACGUACUGGUGGGGGGAGUGGGCCAAGUGGACAGCCUGCACUCGUACCUGUGGAGGGGGAGUGAUGUCACAGGAAAGACAUUGCCUCAAACAGAGAAAGAAAGUUGCUGCUGGGAAGGACAACAUGACCUGUACAGGAACUGCUAAGAAAUAUCAUCUCUGUAACACUAAAGAAUGCCCUGCCACUGGGAGGAGCUUCAGAGAGGAGCAGUGCUGGUCCUUCAACUCCCAGCUUUACAAUGGGAGGAACUACCAGUGGAAACCUCUGUAUCCUGACGACUACGUUCACAUCUCCAGCAACCCCUGUGACCUCCACUGCACCACAACUGAUGGCCAGAGGCAGCUGAUGGUGAUGGCGCGAGACGGAACUUCCUGCAAGUACAGCAGUUACCGUGGUGUCUGCGUGGAUGGUAAGUGUGAGCCAAUCGGAUGUGACGGAGUACUGUUUUCCUCGAACACCUUGGAUAAGUGUGGGGUCUGCCAGGGGGACGGCAGCAGUUGCAGCAGAGUCACUGGAAACUUCCGCCGUGGGGCCAUGACUCUGGGUUACUCUUUUAUCACUCAAAUCCCUGAAGGAUCAUGGGACAUCCAGAUCAUUGAGAGAAAGAAGUCGGCUGAUGUUCUAGCUGUGACCGACCAAGCGGGCAACUUCUUCUUUAAUGGGGCCUACAAGGUUGACAGUCCCCAGAAUUUUCACGCAGCAGGAACCGUUUUCAAGUACCGUCGGCCCAUGGAUGUCUACGAGACCGGGAUCGAGUACAUUGUCGCCAAAGGACCCAUCGACCAGGCCAUCAACAUUCUGGUGUGGAACCAGAACGGUCGCACACCGUACAUCACAUACGAAUACACCGUCCUCCGAGACUCCCUUCCACCUGUCCCACCUCCUCCCGUCUACACAGGAUCAGACACCUCAGCCGGGGAAGUUUCUGUGGAGGUGGGGGGUCUGCUUUCCCCUAACAACAGUAUAUAUGACCAGGCGGCUCCUGAGGGCCAGUUAGAACCAGGAGGUGCCGAGGGACAGAAGGGCCAAGAGACCAAUGAGGUGUACGAGGAAACAGCGUCCAUCGACUGUGACGUGGAUGGAGCAGCUGACCGAAAAUAUUCAGAAGGAAACAGCAGCCAUACAGGCAGCACUGCCAACCCUGCCCCUGAUGGUGGGCCCCUGGAUACGGGGCCAGACUCCCCAAAUCUCAUAUGGAGGGUCCUGCUGGAUGGCCGAAUUGGCCCUGAUGAGCUGCUCAUCAAUAUCUCAACCAAUCAGCUGCUGACGGAGGGAGACAGUUUGUUCUCGUCAGAGGUGGGACCAGCAGAGCUGGACCUGAGCAGCCUGGAGCAAGACGGCCCUUUUGGUCUGAACGAGACGCUGGAGUUUACUCUGGGUCGCAAACGCAACGACAGCGGAGACAGUUCCUACCAGAACAAAACAGUGCAGAGUGGGAGGACCUCCAGCCGCUCCAACAGAACCAGGGGAAAUCAAAGGAACUACCAUAAGAACCUGAAGCUGAGUGCUGCUGACAUGUACCGCUGGAAACUGUCCUCUCAGGAGCCCUGCAGCAUGACCUGCUCUAUAGGAGUAUCAAAGUCCUUUGUAACAUGUAUUCGUUAUGAUGGCGUGGAGGUGCACGAUAUGUACUGUGAUGCUCUGACCAGACCGGAGCCGGUCCACGACUUCUGUAUUGGGAGAGAAUGUCAGCCCAGAUGGGAGGCGAGCAGCUGGAGCGAGUGCUCAAGGACCUGUGGGGAGGGUUUCCAGUUUCGUCAAGUUCGCUGUUGGAAGAUGCUCUCGCCCGGCCUGGACAGCUCGGUCUACAGUGACCUCUGCACCAUGGCUGACCUGGAGAGACCUGUGGAGAGACGACCCUGCAAGAGCCCCGCCUGCGGUCCACAGUGGGAGGUGGCAGAGUGGACCGAGUGUCCUGCUAAAUGUGGCCGCAAAGCCCAAGUGACCCGCGAUGUCCGCUGCUCAGAUGAGACCAGACCAUGUGACGCCAUGACCAAACCACCAAACAUCAAAAACUGCACCGGUCCACCCUGUGAGCGCCACUGGACCGUGUCUGAGUGGGGGCCUUGCUCGGGGGCAUGCGGCCAGGGGAAGAUGGUGCGUCAUGUGUACUGUAAGGCUCCGGAGGGUCGCGUGGUUCCUGAGAACCAGUGCUCUGCGGAAAACAAGCCACUGGCCAUCCACCCCUGUGGGGAGAGAGACUGCGCUCCACACUGGCUGAGCCAAGACUGGGAGAGGUGUAACACAACUUGUGGGCGUGGAGUGAAGCGAAGGACCGUCUUGUGUGCCGGCAUCAGUGGAGGAAAGUUCCAGAUCUUUGAUGAUGAGGGAUGUGGAAGCAAUGAGAAGCCUGAAGAGGAAAACACCUGCUUUGAGAGGCCGUGCUUCAAAUGGUACACCACCCCCUGGUCUGAGUGCACUAAGACGUGUGGUGUGGGUGUGAGGAUGAGAGACGUGAAGUGUUACCAGGGCAGAGAGCUGGUCCGAGGCUGCGACCCCCUAACCAAACCGGUGGCCAAACAGACGUGCACCCUGCAGCCCUGCCCCACUGAGCCGCCAGAUGAGAGCUGCCAGGAUCGUCCCUCCACCAACUGCCUGCUGGCGCUGAAGGUCAACCUGUGCAGCCACUGGUACUACAGCAAGGCCUGCUGUCACUCCUGCCGCACCGUACGAUCUCCAAUCUCCUAGUCCAGGACAGCACAGCUUCUCUCCACGUCGACUCUUAACUCCAGCAUGAGGAAAGAAAUGGGUACAUUUAUGUACAUGUGGUACUGCAGUUACUCUGAACAGAGAGGAAGCUGAAAGUCAGAGAUGGAAGCUCCUACCUGUUUUUAAUAAAGCUUCCUCCAAUAACUUGGAUUUAGAUGGGUUCAUUUGUUCAUCAGUUUGAGAAUUGAAAUCAUCUAAAAUUAAAUCGGGUCAUCUUGAUAUUCGACAAAAACAUUUUGUCAGUCCUGUUGAUAACAUCAACAGCAACAUUCGUACAUAAAAUGUAAACACUUAUUCUCCAUUUGCUCUUUUUCUUAUUUCAUAUCAGUUUCAUUUUCCAAACACAGACUGUAAUGUGUGUCUGGUUUAUUUAGAAUAAAUAGAGAAAGAACUGGACGAAAAACUAUUUUUAUUUUGAGAAGAACAUGUCUACUACUCAAGACUGCAUGUUGAGCCCCACAGCUGCCCCUCCCCUCACUCCUUCACACCAUCACAUGAUUAUUAAAUUUUAAAAAUUCUCAUCAAACUGUAUCUUUACCAUAAAGGCAGUUGUUAUCAGCUGUUAUUGAUUAUUUAUCUUCCUCUAACACCAUGUGGAGUUGGAGAAAAAGUGGAGUCAACACUCAAACGGUCUUACAGACCUCCAUCAUCAGCUAGCAGCGUGCUCUUGUGUUCAUCGCUGCAGUGAAAAGAUGUAUUAAAUUAUUUCUCAACGGAAUAUACUGCAUGACUAGAAUAUUUAAUACAGAUACUGUUUAUGAAAUAUUAUUUAAUUGUGUUUCAGUUUGGUGUCUGGCAUGUAAAAAGUUAUAUUUCCAUUCCACCCCCUGCCGCUUGGCGCCAUGCCGGUACGCCUGCAGGAUAUGGAAGCAUAUUUAUUAGUCAUAGCACAUUUUCAUUUAUCGUGACGCUCCUGAUGCCAGCCGAUGGUUAUUCAUCGGGUCAACUGAUGCCAGUUCUGGUCUGUGUGUGUGACAGAGGAGCAGAGAGUUAAUACAAACACAGAAAGAAACAUUCCUGACACUUGAAGUAUGGUUGAAAUGUAUUCAGACGUGUACAUGUAUGUCUCAUUUUUAACUAUUGUGUACUGUGUUUUUAUAUUACUGAUACCUCUUUGUACAAAACUAAGUAUGGAAAUUGUGUACUGUUGAUAAUAAACUGAAAACCUAAUGGUACUGACUUGUAUUUCAAUAAAAGAACAGUUCAAAUGAA